Messenger RNA from Ruditapes philippinarum (Manila clam), 3287 nucleotides. RefSeq lists its product as uncharacterized. The record is from RefSeq and is a predicted model, not a curated record. The coding region runs from base 807 to 1763 and encodes 318 amino acids. NCBI's taxonomy places the organism in Eukaryota, Metazoa, Mollusca, Bivalvia, Venerida, Veneridae. The transcript has 4 exons.
UACGGUGUGUGCGCAGAGCGUAACAAUUCUGUCAUACGAUGCCAGGAUCGUAAUCUUACCUUUAUCAUUCAUUUUCAACCAUUUAAAUUAACUACAGUUCCGCACCCAGUUUUAAUCUUAGUUCUGAUUUCAAUGUAAAUGAAGUGAGUUGGAAUAUUUUUUAAAUAAUAUUUUGAAAGUGAAUUUAUUAAUUUAAUAUUUUGCAAAACGGAUUAAUAUCAGGGACCUGUACUUAAGCAUAACAGUUGCAGCCAAAGAGAAACUUAACAACAGUCAUGAAUUCAACUCAAUUUCAAAUCAUUCCGAACUUGUUAAUACCAACGCCAUUAGCAUACGAGCAGUAGUUUUACCUUUAGUUUCAAUACAACGAUAUUACAAGGUCAACAGUCUGCAAAAACUUCAACUUUUGAAUCAACAUAGCCUAAAAUUUUCAUGCUAAUAAAUCUCAGAAGAUGACGUACGUCGUUGAUUGAGCAUGGUCACGAAUUAGUCACAAAUCGACGAGGAGCGUCCGUGCAUGGUCGCGUGGUUUCUUCAGUGUUGCUGCGACGUAAACAAAUAACAAAUAAAAAUAAUAAAUAAAUAAAAUCGAAAAGCUAGGAAUAACGCUUACAUCUGGUCAAUGAAACAACUUGUUUAACCGACAUAUCAUUAUUUAGUUUAUUUACUUUUAUUGAGAUAUGAGGAGAAAAUAAUAUGUAAAGAGGAGCAAAUGCUAUAAAAACAAGUUAACUGUGUAUAAUGAAUUUAUAGAAUGAAUGUAAAAUCGAAAAGAUAUUUGACACGCUGAUGUUAAAGUGCAAUUAAUGGAAAUUUCAAAAGCAUACGUCUUCCUUCUCACUAUAACAUUCGUUUUAAUAUUUAUAACUUGUUUGCUUACAAAACUUGGUGCUCGUCAUGGGACAUUUCUCAAUUAUAAUUCAAAAACGAAAAAUCAAAGUGUUGGAUUAUUGGAAAAUAAAAAAGAAGCGAAAAAAAGAAUUACAACUGAAGCAGAGAAAAACGGAACGUGCGAGUUUUGUUUCAAACGUGUUCCAAAUCUGAUUGUACAGUAUGGCAAACCUCGUACAGCGACAACGUUACAAUUUUAUUUAUUGUGUUUAAUGAUGGCUUUUCUACAUGAGGAUGAGAAGAAUUCUGUGGGUUGUUAUUAUAAUAAGUUUGAAACAAACAAUAAGUAUACAGUUAUAAAAGUACACAGCAUACCCGAUAAAUGUUUGUCUUUCAUACCAACUGGUUCUUGGGUUUUUAUGACUUCCAAAGGUCCAUUGACAAAGCCAGAACAAGACCAAGUGAGAAAACUAAAACAAAAGCGUAUAGCUAUUCCAUAUAUUGCAGAUGUUAAUCUUGUCUCAAAAGGAAGUCAUUUUAUCGCAUAUGAAUAUCAAAAAUUCUUUGGUUUAUCAGAUGAAAAUAUGACACAUGUCGUGGAAUAUUUGCGAUACUGGGAUAUUCUUCGGGUUUGUUGUGGAUUACAAAUGUCAGCGGAUUGGCGAAAUCAUCUAGCACCUGAGAAACAUUACAGGAAUCACCACGACCCUCACAGUCUAUCAUACCCUGCUUGUGAAAUGUAUAAUAUAAGUAAUGUUGAAGUCCUGCUUCUUAAAACACAUGCGUACAAGACAUUUUCCAAUCAUUCUUUAUUGAAGAACUUUCUUGGAAAACCGUCUCUAAUUGACGGAAAUUUGGAUGGGAGCUAUUGCAAACGUUGCAAUGCCAAUAUUUCCAAAAAUAAAUUGCACAUGAACGAAAGAUGUACAUAACUAUUUUUGUCAAAAGUGGAUUCAUGUAAUUUCUGUUCUUAAACAAAUUAUUACAACGAUAUUGUUUGAAGUUGGAAAGCGAGUUGUGAGAGAUAUAGAAAGUUAUUUUUUAAACCCUUGAGCAGACAUCGACCUGGAAUCGGGUAAUAUACAGAACGAGAUAACAGGAUAUUAAUCAAAUAAAGUGGAAUUUUACUGAAACAUAUAUCACUGAAUAGUUAUCAUAGAAGCAAUACAUGUAUACGGUUCAGCGAGUUGACCUAUGACUCUUUUUUUUUAAAACCGUAAUAAGAUAACCAAAAAUAUAAAACAAAAUAAUUAAGAAAAAAUGGCAUUUCUAACAACUAGUUGGCCUUUUAGUAAGACUGGUGUCCUAUUUACAUGUAUGAGAUUGAUGAAAAACCAAAGUUAUACCAAACCAAAGAAAAACAAAAUGUUAUACUUUUUUUUACCUAUUGGGCUAAAUUCGACGUGUCAUGUCUAUACUUGAGGAAAUCAGUCACUUAACAAUCAAACAAGAUUAACCGUGAUUUUUGUUGCCGAAUUGUGGACAAUUUAAAAAACGUCACAUAGAAAGUAUCGUGCUCUUCGCUUAACGAUUCUGUGGAUACUUUUUUAAAAAAAUUCUGUUUGAACCGCUAAUGAAUUUUUCAAAUGUAUUUGCAUAAACCGGUGCUAGUAUGCGUGUACAGUUGCUUGCAUUAAUUGUUAACGCCCCUGAAUAAACUUAAUCUAAUUAUUCAAAUUUAUCAUAAGGGAGAUAAACAUUUGUAGAAAAUUUACAAGAUUUAUACUUUCAUAACAUACGAUGUGUCUAUGAAACGUUGACGUUGUAUCGACAGUAUUGUGCCCCUUGUAAGCUGAAAGAUGAACAGACCGUUGGUCACUGACCUAUUCAUCCUUGUUUUGUUGUUGUUGUUAAUUUUGCUUUUGUUUGUUUUUUAUUCGUGUAAAUAGUAGGAUUGUUUAUAAUACACGGUAUAUUAAGCGUUGAUAAAUUUUUUUUUGGUCCUCCGGGAUCAUUGAUUCUAAAACAUUAAGUGUUUUAAAGAUUGAGCUCCGCUCAAGUCGGUGCUAGGUGGCGUGAGGGAUGUUGCAGUUUUAGCUCACAUGUCACAAAGUGAAAUGAUGAGCUUUUGUGAUCGGUUUUCGUCCGUCCAUUAUUACUUGUUUCUUGUCAUGGAAAGCUUUAUAUUAAGGAGAGCGAUUUCAGGGCCAUCAUGUACAUACUCAAUGAUACUGUGCAAUUUUUAUGUCAUGCUAUUGAUUUGCGAGGUAUCACUUUAUCAGAUAUUUAGACAAGAAGUGAUACAUAUGUAUAUUGUAUCAUAGUUUGGAGACCUUUCUGUUGAAAAUGUGUCAGGGUUAAACCGUAUACAUAUACAUGCACAGUGCGUUAACUGGAGUGCGGGUAUUAGUUACCCGCACUCCAGAGCAUGCCCAUUGAUUGGCUCAUUUUUGCUGGGGUUUACAUAUUGUGACGGAAGAGAAAGAGAAAGCAACAGAAAUAUCAUAUUCAGAUGU